Struthio camelus australis is the source of this 1671-nucleotide messenger RNA. NCBI's taxonomy places the organism in Eukaryota, Metazoa, Chordata, Aves, Struthioniformes, Struthionidae. The record is from RefSeq and is a predicted model, not a curated record.
GGUCGGCAGAGGCCCUGUGGGGCGGUGGGUAUGCGGGGAAGCCAAACCUGUCAGUGUACAGCAACGUUGGUUGCUGGCGCUCUGUGUUUCACCCUGCCUAGGGACACUGGAGAUGAGGAACAGCUGAAGCCGGACAGCAGCUCGAGCAAUGAACGAGAGAGCAGGCCUUCACCCAAGGAGCUGGAAGAGCUGGAGUUGCUGAACAGGGCCUUAGAGAAGGCACUAAAAAUCAGGAAAAGCAUCCUGAAAACUCCACUAGAGGCCCAGGGAGUUAGAGAAAGAGAGAAAGCUGCAAAUGAGGGGCCUGCUCCCAAGAAUGCUCAAGUGCAGCAAGUGCCUAUAGCUAGUGAGGGUGUUCCUGUGACCACCAAGGUGAGACCUGUAAGUAAAAAGCCUGCCUCUUCUAAGAAGCCCUCUUCAUACUUGCCAGCAGCCCCUUAUAGGACUGACCCAGAUGUGAAAAAAACACAUAGGAAAGCCCCAGCCAGAGGCAUCUCUCAAGCUCCUAGGACAGCUGGGAAGAGCCUUUCCAAAGGGGUGGCUUCCAAACAAGUAAGGAAACAUAGGCCAGCCAGUAGCCAAGAAGUCUGUGCUACAGCUGAAUCCCAAAAGACAGCUGGCUUAUCCAGAUGUGCCCUGCUUGAGCAGCAGAGCAUCUCCAUAGGGGAUUCAGCUAGGGGAAAGAAUGCAGUAGCUGGUGGUAGGCAGCUGUUUGAUGCAGGGAAGGAAGGUUGUGGUACACUGGGAGAAUCAAGCAAAAAGGAGGAGUGUACAACUGAAGAUGCUUUGGAAAGGAACAGCUCACCUCAGACAGACACCCUCCAGGAAAAGGGACCCCGGUUGAAGUUUCCCCUUCCCUACAGGAAAGCCUAUUCCAGGAACUCGAGGGCAUGGGAGAGUUGUCGUCUCUGUCAGUCAAGUGCAGAUGCAGCAGCUGCAAGGAACCGUUUUAUAGAGAAAAUCCAGACAACUUUUUGUUCACCGAUGCCAGCUUUCAGUCCAGCAGAGAUAGAGGAGGAAGUAAAGGUCCUGCGGGAUGUCCCUGCCCUUCUGAGCCAGUGUGUGGAAGCUGAGUAUGCAGACCAUCCCACUCUGCAAAGGGAAUAUGAAAGCCUUCUGACCGUGGAGGGUUUGCAAACCGUAGCAUCCCAGUGCUUACAUAAGCUGCAGCUUCUGCGAGAAGCUGCAGAGUCCCAGAUGAGGCUGUGUCCAGACUGCACUGGGGAUGCAGGAAGCUGCUGUCCAGACUCUGUUGCUCCCAGGGGUCAGGCAUGUGGCAGUGCAGGUGUGCUGGCUGUGCCUCUCCUCUGUUAUUCCAGUUUCCAGGAGCUGAGGGACCUGUUUGCCUUGAAGUUGCAAGUGUCAAUGCUGAACCAGGAAAUUACCAUACAAAAGGUCAUGAUGGCAGAACUCCUGCCUGUUCUGGAAUCCAGGCUCCACCCAGAGGCUUCUGCAAUUCAGCUGUAUCGGGCAAUUUACACACAGCUCUGUGAAGGUGGCAAGCGAUUCCCUGUGCUGGUGAGAGAUGAGCUGGCAGAAUGAUCCUGUGUGACCCUCCUACCAGUCAUUCACACAACCAGAGGCAGUUUUAAGCAAUAAGUCUUUUCUGUUAACUUUUAUUCUGCCUGUUUGUCAAACUAAAGAAAAUUAAAUUUCACAUUUUUGGUGUUC